AUUACACAAAUUUAUUUACAAACACGGAUCUGAUUUAGAAAAGAGUCAAAUCGUAGUCUUUCUAAUGAAUUUAUUAAAGAAAAGUUUAUAAAAUAUUGUUUUUAUACACAGUGAAGUGUUGGUGCAUAUGGGUACAUAGGGAGCAAAAACAAAAAUGUCACGUAUUGCUGUUACCGAAUCAACUACGAACGAUCAAACUCCACAUGAGGAACUCAAUUCCCAAUGGUGUAUGAUACCUGAACCGGUCUUUAUUGAUAUUCUUAAAGAUUUAUCAGCUAAAACCGUAUUGAAUGUAGGAGAAUGUUGCCGUCGUUGGAAUGAUAUAUCAAGAGACGAUUAUUUGUGGAGAAAGAUUUUCCGAAGAGAUUUUCGAGUAAAAAAGAAAAUUGAACUUAAGCCAGGUGCUGAAUGUUGGUUAAGCGAAUACAAAAGGCUGAUCGACAAUGUUCCAUUGGUACUUACCGACGACAUUCAAGACGCUCACACUCAUCAAGUGUUACACGUUAGUUUUUCACACAACGGUGAAAUGUUUGCUACUUGUUCAAAGGAUGGAUAUGUUAUCAUAUGGAAUUCAUAUUCAGCGACAAUAAGAUACUCACAUGAUAUGAAAGAGUUCAGCUGGAAACACACACAAUUUUCUCAAUUUAAUCAACGCGAUACGCUACUGUUGGUGUCGGGUGUACAUUUUGGUUCGUCCCAUUCAACAUCAGGAGAAAUUGUCGUAUUCAGCGUCAAUGGAGAGUCAAAACUGCGUUGUAGAAUUAACAAUCGCCCGUAUGAUAUCUUCGGUGCUUGGUUAACUGACGAAUUCGUGAUAUCUGGUAAUUUGCACUGGCUGGCUCAAUUGGUUACUACAUCAGUAUUAUGGUUGAAUAAGGCCAACCAGGAAAUUUAUUCAGAACAUGUUCCAGUAACGAAUCAGCUCUACAAAUUCUAUAACAGAAACGCCAGCUCGAUCCGUGGCAUUAUAGUGGCCAACUGCCCAUGGCUGGAUGAUGUCAAAACUUGUUAUGAUAAUUAUGAAGAGUGUCGUCCGGAAUAUUUAGAUACAGGCGCUAGUGAUACAACUAUCGACGAUUUAGAGAACAUGGGACCAAAAUAUUUAAUUUUCUCGACUGGAAGCAGUACCUAUACUCCCCAUCAAGUUGGAUUCAAAUUUGUUCACCACGUAAAUUUCCCCAGGACGCUAGAACGCGGCCCAUCGUUGAAGGAACGCAUUGCUAUUAAAAAGCAAGAGCGAUUGUUACAGAAUAGCGAACCGCGUGUAGAGCCCAACUGGUUGGACUAUGAGGCUGUUGCCGACCAUUUCGAUCCAGUUGAUGCCAUUAUUGACCUGCACGGACAUAUAAUCGGAAUGGGUCUGAGUCCGGAUCAUCGAUAUCUGUAUGUUCACUGCGGUGAAUGGUUGCCGAAUUACAUUAUUUCCAAUCCACUUGAGCCACCCCCGAUUGCACAGGAAAUUAACAUACACGUGAUUGAUCUAACUACAUUAACAAAAGUCGACCAAACAUUUCAAUCACACACAAAUUACACACUUAAUGACGGCUGCCACUUCAUUUUCAUGGAUGUUUGUGAUAAUUACUUGGCCAGUGGUGCCGAAGAUAUGCAGGCAUACGUUUGGGACCGACACUAUGGAAUCUGUUUGGCCAAAAAUCCUCACAAAGAUGUUGUGAAUAGCGUGGCAUUCAAUCCAGUUGAUUCUGAAAUGCUUGUAACUACUAGUGACGAUUCCACCAUAAAAAUAUGGCGAUCAAUGAACAAAGUCCGAGAGCUGAGGAAACAGCAUGUCUAGUCAUCUGUUAGCGACAACGGUGACGGAAAUUGCGUUAAUGAUAAAAUCAACCACACCCUAGGCUAUACUUUAAACAGA
Messenger RNA from Bradysia coprophila, 1870 nucleotides. It is a transcript of the gene Fbw5, whose product is annotated as F-box and WD repeat domain containing 5. The record is from RefSeq and is a predicted model, not a curated record. Lineage: Eukaryota; Metazoa; Arthropoda; Insecta; Diptera; Sciaridae. Gene Ontology annotation, molecular function: protein binding. Gene Ontology annotation, biological process: protein ubiquitination. Gene Ontology annotation, cellular component: SCF ubiquitin ligase complex; Cul4-RING E3 ubiquitin ligase complex.